AUGGAUCACUUAGCGGUGUCAAGCAUUGUUCCUGGUGGUUCAUUACCUAAUAUAUUUUUCCCAAAGAUGCAUGCCAAGUGCCAGAUUUUCUCCACAAGCGAGUUGGAAUAUGCAUUUGUUGAGUGCAAAAACUUAAUUGCUGACGUUGGGGAUAUGAUGAGCGUCCAAGUGAUUGUUGAAGGAUCAAUGAAUAGUUCGAACCCCUACUUCUCAAGCUCUUGGCGGCGGGACUUCGCUAGGGGUUUCAUUCUGGAUAUGGGCGUACACUUCAUUGCUGGAUUACGGAUGGUAACUGCCUUUGAAAUCCAAAAUGUUUCAUUGAAGUUUUUAGUUAAUGCCAUGCAUACAAUGGAAGAAUUGAAGCUUACAGGGAACCAUCUGAAAGGUUCCCGUCCAAUUUUGACAUUUUCAUCAAAUUUUGAUAAAGAUGUCCACUGGAAACUUCUGAAGGAAAUGAUUAUUCAGAUUUUUGGAACUCCUAAGGAGCAUCGACAUUCUAAACCGUACCAUGAUCAUGUAUUUGUUUUCUCUAUUGUUGAUGACCAUAUCUGGUUCUGGAAUUACCAGAUAUCUGUUCCACAUAAUGAAUCAGAUAAAGUCGCUCGAGGAGGACUUGAUAAAAUGACACUCAUUGAGGUUGGCCCACGAUUCUGUUUGAAUCCAAUCAAGAUAUUUGGUGGCAGUUUUGGAGGUCCUACCCUAUAUGAGAACCCACUUUAUGUAUCGCCAAACCAGGUUAGAUUGAUUGUCCAACUUUUUGAUAAUUUGGGAUUACACUUCUUCACACUAUUCUUUUAAAUUUGGGUUAUAAAAACA
This is a messenger RNA of Cucumis sativus (cucumber), 816 nucleotides long. RefSeq names its product ribosome biogenesis protein BRX1 homolog 2-like. Gene Ontology annotation, cellular component: nucleolus. Lineage: Eukaryota; Viridiplantae; Streptophyta; Magnoliopsida; Cucurbitales; Cucurbitaceae. The coding region runs from base 1 to 798 and encodes 265 amino acids. Gene Ontology annotation, molecular function: rRNA binding. The record is from RefSeq and is a predicted model, not a curated record. The transcript has 9 exons. Gene Ontology annotation, biological process: ribosomal large subunit assembly; rRNA processing.